AUGAUAAAAUGUAUUUGUCCGCUAGGAAAAUUAGGUAAAAAUUGUUUUGCCUCAUUUAAUUCAUGCAAAGAAAUUUCAUGUUUACAUGCUGAUAAAUGUAUAACAUUAGAUUUAAAAGGAUAUAAAUAUGUUUGUAUUUGUUCAAAUGAAUAUUAUGGUAAUUUAUGUCAAUAUCGUGUUGCUAGAGCAUUAAUCAAUAUAAAAAAUUUAUUUCAUAAUAAUCUUAUUCAUUCUGUACCCGUUGUUGUUAUCUAUUUUGUUAAUGUUUAUAAUAAUAUGGGUGUAACAUUAUUAAUUCAAGAUAUAUUGGUCUAUAGAAAUGUUCCAUUUAAUCAAAUUUUAUUAAAUUUUUAUGAAAAAUAUUUAUUUAUCACAAUUUAUAUUUGUUCAAAUAUAUUUUGA
Messenger RNA from Didymodactylos carnosus, 402 nucleotides. The record is from the annotation of a GenBank genome assembly. NCBI's taxonomy places the organism in Eukaryota, Metazoa, Rotifera, Eurotatoria, Philodinida, Philodinidae.